This is a messenger RNA of Lactuca virosa, 1453 nucleotides long. The record is from the annotation of a GenBank genome assembly. NCBI's taxonomy places the organism in Eukaryota, Viridiplantae, Streptophyta, Magnoliopsida, Asterales, Asteraceae.
CUUGAAUUGGCAUUAGUUGCACCUCACUCGUUUCUGGCAUCUACAUAACUGUCAUUGAGAUAGUUCUGACUUCUGAGAACCCUAGAAUUUAUUAAUUAAGUAACGUGAAUUAUGUAGCAUCGAUGUUAAUAUGAACCCCAACACCUCGUCUUCGUCUCCUCUUGCAUCUUCUUCUACAUCAGGAUCAUCUUCUUGGUUUUCCGGCAUUGUACGUGGCCGCAAGUCAAACAGUUCUACAAUGGCCAUCAAAUCUGCCGUUACCGGCGGUGGGGGCGGCGGAGGCAGCACCGUCGGCCCAAUCAAUCGCAAGAAUCAGUUUCGUGGUAUCAUGUUCAAGUACGGUUCUAAGCCUGUUCAGGUUGCAUUUAAAACUGGCGAUUAUAAACAACAAGUCGUUUUUAUUGGUGGAUUGACAGACGGAUUUUUGGCUACAGAUUAUUUGGAGCCACUUGCAAUUGCUUUGGAUAAAGAAAAAUGGUCACUGGUUCAGUUUUUGCUUUCAUCUUCUUACAGUGGAUAUGGCAUCUCCAGCUUGAAAGAGGAUGCCUCGGAGCUUGAUCAGUUGAUCAAUUACUUAAUAAACAAAGAAGAUUCGGAGGGGGUGGUGCUGCUUGGGCAUAGUACAGGCUGUCAGGAUAUUGUUCAUUAUAUGCGUACCAAUGCAGCAUGCUCCAGAGCUGUCCGUGCUGCUAUUUUACAGGCUCCAGUUAGUGAUCGGGAAUUCAGAGCAACUCUCCCUGAAACUGCUGGAAUGAUUGAUUUGGCUUCAAAACUAAUAGCUGAAGGCCGAGGAUCAGACUUGAUGCCCAGGGAAGCAAAUCCAGAUACCCCAAUAACUGCUUAUAGAUUUCACUCCCUUUGUGCAUACAUGGGCGAUGAUGACAUGUUCAGUUCUGAUCUCAGUGAUGACCAACUCAAACAGAGACUUGGUCACAUGUGUAACACACCUUCCCAGGUAAUAUUUUCUAUGGCUGAUGAAUAUGUACCGGAUUAUGUUGACAAGAAAGCAUUAGCACAAAGAUUAUGUAGAGCACUGGGGGGUGCAGAGAAAGUUGAGAUAGAAUGGGGAAACCAUUCUUUAUCGAAUAGAACUGAUGAAGCUGUCCAGGCAAUAAUGCAAUUUCUCAAGAGUGGGGGUCCUAAUGGCUGGGAUGACCCUUGGACUUAACACACUCCUCCUUACCUUACCUUACCUUAAUUGUUGUUCCAUAUUCAUCUUCUUCAUUAUAUACUUACUUGCUUUGGAAGUCUUUCUUACAUUUUCUUUGGUUUGCAAUUUGAUUUUUUUUUUCUUUUCAACAACCCCAAAGGGAAAAAAAAAGGACCUCAGGUCAUGUCUGUGAGAAAUGCCCUUGUUUUUUGUUUUUGUUUUUCCAAGUUGAGAUAUGUUUGCUGUAUUGAAACCUCGAAUGUUUAGACCAGUAUAUAUGUUAUCCUUUUAGCAUUCUAUUUA